CAUCUGUCCAAGUUAUCACAAAACGCAACGUUGGCCCAUCAGUGCGCCCGACACAAACAUGUCUUCAUCCACCUCCCUUCUUUUGAAGCUUGCAGAGGAGAUAUCGCGCAACACGUCAGUAAUAGUCGAACACCUCAAUAGAAACGACCUUCCCCAGCCAUCCUUUGACGCAGAUGGCCCUUCCCAUCCCAUUCCCGAAGCAAACGAAGAGCUAUCGGCUGCCAGGCACGCACUGAUCGAAGCAUCAAAGGCGCUCCAUACGCUGGCCGUGGGACCAAGCGAAACAACUCGUCUCUUCUACUUCAAGGAUAUCUAUUUCGUCGGCGCAAUGCAGGUCCUUUGUCACUUCAACGUGCCGCAGCAGGUUCCCGUACACGGAGAGAUUAGUAUGGGAGAAUUAUCGACUAAGACGGGACUCGACAAGGGGUUGCUAGCACGGUUUUUACGCAUGGCGGCCGUAAACUACUACUUCACUGAACCCCGUCCGGAGUUUAUUGCUCACACGGCCUGGUCCAAGACCCUGGCCACCGAUCCGAAGAUGAGGGCAUGUGUAUGGUUCCGGCAUUCCGAGAUGAUGCCCUCUGUGGCAAAGCUCGUCGAAGCGGUGGAAACGUACACGAGCUCACCCGAGGCUGCCGAGCCCCGGAACACAGCCUUCCGCCUGGCAUUUGGGGAUACCUUCUUCGAUUACAAGGAGAAGCACCAGGACCACAUGGUCAAGUUUGGCCAGUUCGUGGAUGCCUUUGCCAGCGGCAUCGAGGCUGACACGGCUGAGUCGUUUGCUCGCGCUUACACGUGGGAAACGCUGCCGGCAGGCUCGCUCGUCGUCGACGUUGGCGGUGGAAUAGGGCAUAUUUCCACGGCUGUUGCACAAAAGCACCCGCUCCUGAGGUUCCAGGUCCAGGACUUCGGCGACUUGGCCGAGGAAUCCAGUCUGCUCCGACAGUCAGCGGGCGUAUCUGACCGAGUCCAGUUUUGCCCGCAUAACUUCUUCGACCCGCAGCCCGAAACAUCCAGGGAAGCAGCCGUCUACUUUCUCCGGAACAUCAUGCACAACUGGCCCGACAUGGACUGCCGGCGAAUCCUGAAACCGAUUGUUGAGGUCAUGAGUCCCGACAGCCGCCUCGUUGUCUGCGAUAUUGUCCUGCCGGAGCCCAACACGACACCCAAAACGCAAGAAGCCCAAGUUCGCGCCCUAGACAUAGUCAUGUUGUCCAUGUUCAAUGCCAAGGAGCGAUCAUACGAAGAUUGGCAGGAUUUGUUUACCAGCGUCGAUUCCAGGCUCCGGAUCACGGCGGUAAUUGGGAGGCCGAAGCUAGGGACAGAGAGCCUCAUCGAGGCGCGGCUGAUGCAGUGAAACGGGCUGAUUUGGGUUAUGAUUUGGAGUCUGCCCGGACCAGCCCAGGGAUGGAAACAUGAGGGUUGUGGAAAGAGGGAAUAUCAACAUACACGCCGGUAGUGCGAGAGAAGGACAACUGCGUGACGCGGUGGUAGUAUGCAUAAUAUUGUUUUUUAUCACCAUACAUUCCGCCACGCUGUUGAGCAGAACGCCGAACAACACGCAUGCAGAAUCAUUUCAGCCUUCAUUCAACUCCUAGCGCCUCCUUCUCGUUUUUGUCGAGCAAACCCAAGGCUUGCCGACGGGUCGGAGCGCCGGGAUCAAAAUAGGGGACUUCGGCGAGGGAUGUGACGCGAGUACCAUGCCGGGGGUACCUCCCCCCAUAGUCCCAGCUUGCGUUGUGGAUGGUGAUUCUAUCGCAGUUAGUUCCCGCUUGCUGAUACAGGUAAUAGACCACAAUAUGAGG
Molecule: messenger RNA, 1805 nt
Organism: Chaetomium fimeti
Lineage: Eukaryota; Fungi; Ascomycota; Sordariomycetes; Sordariales; Chaetomiaceae
Product: O-methyltransferase-domain-containing protein
Exons: 1
Coding region: 59-1357 (432 amino acids)
Molecular function (GO): O-methyltransferase activity
Source: RefSeq, a predicted model, not a curated record